Molecule: messenger RNA, 1434 nt
Organism: Puma concolor (puma)
Lineage: Eukaryota; Metazoa; Chordata; Mammalia; Carnivora; Felidae
Source: RefSeq, a predicted model, not a curated record
AUGGACACUGCUAUGGAAGCCAACCUGGGUGCCGCUGGCCACGGGCCCCGCACGGAGCCGGAUGAUGAAGACGACUACCCCCAGGGUGGCUGGGACACGGUCUUCCUGGUGGCUCUUCUGCUCCUGGGGCUGCCAGCCAAUGGGCUCAUGGCAUGGCUGGCCGGCUCACAGGCCCGGCAGGGAGCGGGCACGCGGCUCGCCCUGCUGCUGCUCAGCCUGGCCCUCUCUGAUUUUCUGUUCCUGGCGGCAGCGGCCUUCCAGAUCCUGGAGAUCCAGCACGGAGGCCACUGGCCGCUGGGGACGGCCGCCUGCCGCUUCUACUACUUCCUGUGGGGUGUGUCCUACUCCUCCGGCCUCUUCCUGCUGGCGGCCCUCAGCGUGGACCGCUGCCUGCUGGCCCUGUGCCCGCACUGGUACCCUGGGCGCCGCCCGGCCCGCCUGCCCCUCUGGGUCUGCGCCGGGGUCUGGGUGCUGGCCACGCUCUUCAGCGUGCCCUGGCUGGUCUUCCCCGAGGCCGCCGUCUGGUGGUACGACCUGGUCAUCUGCCUGGACUUCUGGGACGGCGAGGAGCUGCCGCUGAGGAUGCUCGAGAUCCUGGGGGGGUUCCUGCCUUUCCUCCUGCUUCUCGUCUGCCACGUGCUCACGCAGGCUGCUGCCUCCCGGACCUGCUGCCGCCGCCGGCCAAGGCCCAUGGCCUGCCGGGGCUUCGCCCGUGUGGCCAAGGCCAUUCUGUCAGCCUACGUGGUCUUGCGGCUGCCCUACCACCUGGCGCAGCUGCUGUACCUGGCCUUCCUGUGGGACGUCUACCCCGGCUACCUGCUCUGGGAAGCGCUGGUCUACUCCGACUACCUGACCCUGCUCAACAGCUGCCUCAGUCCCUUCCUCUGCCUCCUGGCCAGCGCCGACCUCCGGGCCCUGCUGCGCGCCGUCCUCUCCUCCUUCGCGGCAGCUCUCUGUGAAGAACGGCCUGGAAGCUUCACGCCAGCGGAGCCACAGACCCAAGUGGACUCUGGGAGUCAGACUCUUCCUGGGCCAGUGGCUGGGGCCCAGCCCCAGGUGAACCCCGUAGCACAGCCACGGUCGGACGCUGUGUCCCAGACUCGGGGGAACCCCGCGGCACAGCCACGGUCGGAUUCAGUGGCCCAGCCACAGGCAGAGCCCACAGCACAGCCACGGUCGGAUUCAGUGGCCCAGCCACAGGUGAACCUUGAGUCCCAGCCCCAUUUGGACUUUGUGGCCCAGCCACAAGUGAGCCCCGAGACCCCCGGACCUGCCUCCGGCCCAGCUCUCAGCCCCUGUGAUGAAGCGUCUUCGGCCCCAUCCGCGGAUCCCACCCCGGAAGCCCCUGAGAACCCAGCGGUGCCUGCUGACUCUGAGGGAGAAAGUCCCAGCAGCGUCCCCCCAGAGGAAGCCCCUGGAGCAGGCCCUACCUGA